Molecule: messenger RNA, 2406 nt
Organism: Archocentrus centrarchus (flier cichlid)
Lineage: Eukaryota; Metazoa; Chordata; Actinopteri; Cichliformes; Cichlidae
Gene: ldb3a
Product: LIM domain binding 3a
Exons: 12
Coding region: 113-1768 (551 amino acids)
Biological process (GO): heart development; actin cytoskeleton organization; muscle structure development
Cellular component (GO): Z disc; stress fiber; adherens junction
Molecular function (GO): muscle alpha-actinin binding; actin binding
Source: RefSeq, a predicted model, not a curated record
CACCUGAGAUCAGAGAGCCGUCCCGCCGCCCUCGCUGUCCCGUCUGUCCUGCAGCUGCUGUCGGUUUUAUUCUAAAAAGUCUGCUCUGCCUUCGGUGGAUCUUUCUAGAAGAAUGAGCACCUACACUGUGUCGCUGCCCGGCCCCGGCCCCUGGGGCUUCAGACUGCAGGGGGGCAAGGACUUCAACAUGCCGCUGACCAUCUCCAGGAUCACUCCGGGCAGCAAGGCGGCACAGGGUAACCUGAUGCAGGGCGACGUCAUCGUCGCCAUCGAUGGCGUCAGCACCGAUGGCAUGACUCACCUGGAGGCCCAGAACAAGAUCAAGAUGGCAAACUACAACCUGGCGCUCACCAUGUCCAAGUCAAAGCGUCCCAUUCCAAUGGCGGCACCGAGAAUGGACGCCACGAUUCCCAUCAUCCCUCACCAGCAGGUUUUCCCCCCCGCCCCUCCACCCGCCGGCUUCAACCCCGGUGUGCUGAAGGACACCCACAAGCCCAUUGAAGUAAAAGGCCCCGGCGGUAAGGCCACCAUCAUCCACGCCCAGUACAACACGCCCAUCAGUAUGUAUUCGCAGGACUCCAUCAUGGACGCCAUCGCAGGACAGACGCAGACCAAAGGCUACGAUGCUGGCCAGUACGGUCCACCUUCCACCAUGCACCAGGCCCCACAAGCUCCGCCCCCACAACAGUACCAGCCAGUGCCACAACAGUACCAGCCAAUGCCACAGCAGUACCAGCCAAUGCCACAGCAGUACCAGCCACCCAUGCAACAGGCUCCACCCACGCAGCAGAGCUCGAUUCAGAUCCCUGUCGGCUCCGCCCCCUCUAAGGUGGUCAGUACUGCCUGCAUCUACCCCUCACAGCCAGCACCGGCUCUGGCUCCAUCUGCAGCCCUACUGCAGCCCCGCCCUCCAGCUGCCGCCGCCCCCGCCCCACCUCUUGCGGCUUCGGGCUCCUCCAACAGACCCCCGUGGGUGACUGACUCAAACUUCGCCGAUAAGUUUGACCCCGGCAAAACCACCACCACCACCAAGGUGCAGCCGCUGCCCCAGGCUGCCCCUCCCCCUCCAGUAUACAUCCCCAACCCCUCCCCCGCUGGGCACCCAGCUCCCAGUCCUGCCACCAUCACCCCCAGCCCCGCCCCCAUCACCCCCAGUCCUGCCCCCUUCCCACCUGUGGCCAGAGGUGUGGCCCAGAGAGCAGAGAGGUUUGCCGCCAGCAGUCGUACGCCUCUGUGCGCCGCCUGCAACAGCAUCAUCAGGGGCCCCUUCCUGGUGGCCCUCGGCCGGUCCUGGCACCCUGAGGAGUUUAACUGUCACUACUGCCACAUGUCUCUGGCGGAUGUCAGCUUCGUGGAAGAACAGAACAACGUCUACUGCGAGAACUGCUACGAGGAGUUCUUCGCUCCGACCUGCGCUCGCUGCAACACCAAAAUCAUGGGGGAAGUGAUGCACGCCCUGCGGCAGACGUGGCACACCACCUGCUUUGUGUGCGCAGCCUGUGGGAAACCCUUUGGGAACAGCCUGUUCCACAUGGAGGACGGAGAACCGUACUGCGAGAAAGAUUACAUCGCGCUCUUCAGCACCAAGUGUCAUGGCUGCGACUUCCCCGUGGAAGCUGGCGACAAGUUCAUUGAGGCUCUGGGCCACACUUGGCACGACACCUGCUUCGUUUGUGCGGUGUGCCACGUGAACCUCGAGGGUCAGCCCUUCUACUCCAAGAAAGACAAACCUCUGUGCAAGAAGCACGCCCACGCCAUCAACGUGUAAACCCACCGGGCCGGGCCUCAUCACGGCCACGGACACGAGCUGGCGACUUUUUCAAACGCGUGGAAACGCUCUUUUAUUUUUUUGUGCAUUUAUGUGUAAAAUCUCCGCUGCCUGAUGAUUCUGCUUCAGACCCAUCCCACCCGGCUCAUCACGUACUGUAGUUAUUUUCUUAUGUUUUCUACCAUAAAUUGUGUGUGUCUGUGUGAGUGUGUGAGUGUGUGAGUGUGUGCGUGUAUGUGUGCGCGUGUGCAUUCAGUGUGACUGCUGAGCUGUUCAGUUCACAAAUACAGGUGUUUGUAUGGAGUGUGCAAGGUGCCAAAAUGUUUGUGGUUUUUUUGUGUUUAAUAAUAAUCAAUUAGUAAACUUAUAAAAACAAAAAUAUUUAACUAAACUGGCUGUGCAAUUAAGAUUAAAAUAGAUUAGAAUUUAUUAGAAGUUGCAGUUAUGAUUUUUUAUUUUUUUCUGGUGAGGGGACAAAAUACAUUAAGAUUUUUAUUUAUAUUUGUUUUAUUAAUUUUUUUAAUUGAAUGCUAUCUAAACCUGUGCUGUCAGAAUAUGUAACUUAAAACUUAAAAAUCAAUCAGAGUUUUUAAAUUAUUUUGGAAAUUAAUUUUAAAAUGAAAAAACAAAAUGUUAUU